AUGAAGUACAGUAUCGUUUCGUUUGUGCUCUGCGUCUUCACGUUCCUCCACCUCACAGUCGCGCACAAUGUGUUGUUGUCGCCAUAUAGGAAGUCCUGUUUCUUUGAAAAGUUGAAGAAGAACGACGAAUUGGCGGUCUCUUUCCAGGUUGGGAGUAGAAACGCACAGGAAGCCGAACAGCUCACCGCUGAUUUCUGGGUUAUUUCUCCACAGGGCCAGAUCGUCAAGACCUUGGAAAAUGUUGCCCACGGCGACAUCUCCGUCAGAGCCGUUGUGGACGGUAGAUAUCAGUACUGCUUUUCUAACGAAAAGUCGAGCGAGGCGCAAAAGGAUAUCUCCUUCAACGUCCACGGGGUUGUGUAUGUCGAUGUAAACGAUCCAGAGGGCGACGCGUUGGACUACGCCAUUAGAAGAUUGUCUCAGUUGACUGUCGAUGUCAAGAAUGAGCAGAGUUAUUUGGUUGUCAGAGAGAGAACUCACAGAAACACCGCCGAGUCCACCAACUCCAGAGUCAAGUGGUGGUCCAUCUUCCAGUUAGUCAUUGUCGCCGCCAACUCCGUGUUCCAGAUCUUUUUCUUGAGAAGAUUCUUCGAGGUCAAGUCGGGAGUGUAGUUUAUAGGAAUAAACGUUACAGAAUGUGACUGGCUGUAGAAUCCAUCGUGCAGCUUACAUCUAAGGCUCUGUAACAGAGCUGGCCAACGGUUGAGAUUGUGCCGGCAAGUUAGAGACUUUGCGGAUAUGGAUCUAACUGGGAGUACGACUAGUGUCGAGCUUGUUACAUUCCCAAGUUUUGCUGACAGACGUGUUUCGUAGGCUAGCCUAAUUUGUUUGUGUGCAUUGUCUGGAAUGUAUUUUAAAUUUCUCGG
This is a messenger RNA of Babjeviella inositovora NRRL Y-12698, 866 nucleotides long. It is a transcript of the gene EMP24, whose product is annotated as Emp24p. Gene Ontology annotation, cellular component: endoplasmic reticulum-Golgi intermediate compartment; Golgi apparatus; endoplasmic reticulum. NCBI's taxonomy places the organism in Eukaryota, Fungi, Ascomycota, Pichiomycetes, Serinales. The coding region runs from base 1 to 612 and encodes 203 amino acids. The transcript is spliced from 2 exons. The record is from RefSeq and is a predicted model, not a curated record. Gene Ontology annotation, biological process: intracellular protein transport; Golgi organization; endoplasmic reticulum to Golgi vesicle-mediated transport.